This is a messenger RNA of Mya arenaria, 660 nucleotides long. RefSeq lists its product as uncharacterized. The coding region runs from base 1 to 660 and encodes 219 amino acids. The record is from RefSeq and is a predicted model, not a curated record. The transcript has a single exon. NCBI's taxonomy places the organism in Eukaryota, Metazoa, Mollusca, Bivalvia, Myida, Myidae.
AUGGCAUACCCAAUCUAUUACAGCAUACCCAAUACCAUCUCCAGCUACGUCAUACCCAAUCCCAUCUCCAGCUAUGGCAUACCCAAUCCCAUCACCAGCUACGGCAUACCCAAUCCACUACAGCAUACCAAAUCCCAUCUCCAGCUAGGGCAUACCCAAUCCACUACACCAUACCCAAUCCCAUCUCCAGCUAUGGCAAACCCAAUCUACUACAGCAUACCCAAUCCCAUCUCUAGCUACGGCAUACCCAAUCCUAUCUCCAGCUACGGCAUACCCAAUCCCAUCUCCAGCUAUGGCAUACCCAAUCCCAUCUCCAGCUAUGGCAUACCCAAUCCCAUCUCCAGCUAUGGCAUACCCAAUCCCAUCUCCAGCAUACCCAAUCCCAUCUCCAGCUAUGGCAUACCCAAUCCCAUCUCCAGCUAUGGCAAACCCAAUACCAUAUCCAGCUACAGCAUACCCAAUCCCAUCUCCAGCUAUGGCAAACCCAAUCCCAUCUCCAGCAUACCCAAUCCCAUCUCCAGCUAUGGCAUACCCAAUCCCAUCUCCAGCUAUGGCAAACCCAAUCCCAUCUCCAGCUAUGGCAAACCCAAUCCCAUCUCCAGCAUACCCAAUCCCAUCUCCAGCUACGGCAUACCCAAUCCCAUCUCCAGCUGUCUUUAA